AGGCGCCCUCCGUGGGGCGGGGCGGGGCGGGGCGGGGCGGCUGGUGCCGGGGCGAUGCCGGCAGUGCUGUGGGCCCUGCUGGACGCCGCCUUCCUGGCGGCGCUGCUGCUGCAGCAGGCCCAGGCGCGGCGGCCCGGCGGCGGCCUCGGCCUCGGCCUCUUCCAGGAUCUCAUCCGCUAUGGGAAGACCAAGAGCGGCUGCGAGCAGCGCCCCGCCUGGCUUCGGCUCUUCGAUGUACCCAAAAGGUGGUUUACUCACUUUUAUGCUGUUUCUGUGCUGUGGAAUGGCUUUCUGCUGAUCUGGCUUAUCCAAGCUCAGUUCCUAAGAGGAUCUCUCUCAUCAUGGCUUCAGCACCUGCACCAUGCUCUUGGCAGAGCUUCACAGAACAAGGACACGGAUAGUGAAUACUUCUCUGCACUCUUGGUUCUCCUGCUCCUUUGGCUGCACAGCUUUCGAAGACUUGCAGAAUGCCUCUGUAUCAGUGUAUUUUCCAAUGGCGUCAUUCACAUUGUGCAGUAUUGCUUUGGACUUGGUUACUACAUUGCCGUUGGCUUAACUGUGCUAUGUCAAGUGCCUGCUAAUUUCAGGAAUGGAGAACUUUCUGUGCAGAUCUGCUGGUAUCACAUCAUAGGAAUUGUGAUGUACAUUUGGGCCUCGCUUCACCAACACAGAUGUCUUGUGAUUCUAGCUAAUCUUAGAAAAAGCAAAUCAGGAAAGGUCCUAAAUCUGAGCCACAGUAUACCUUUUGGAGACUGGUUUGAGAGAGUUUCUUGCCCUCAUUAUUUUGCAGAACUCCUCAUAUAUGUAUCUAUGGCCAUCACACUUGGAUUUCACAAUGUAACAUGGUGGUUUGUAGUGAUAUAUGUUCUUUUUAACCAGGCACUGGCUGCUGUUUUGUGUCACGAGUUCUACCAGAACAAAUUUAGCUCCUACCCAAAGCAUCGAAAAGCAUUUAUACCAUGUGUUUUCUAGAACAUUUCUUUUAAAUAUCUAGUGCAAACUGGGAAAUGUUUUCUGUAAGGGAACCAGAGAUUGAUGUUUUACUAAAGCCAAGAUAAAUUAUCACAUUUUCUCUAAUUCUAGCAUAGAAGCUCAUGGCUUUAAUGAUGAUCUGUGUUACUCAUGUAGGGAAAUGUAAGGUCUCCCCAUAUCAUACAAGCUAAUCAAAGGUCAAAUGAUACUGAAGACCUUAAAAUUGAAGAGAUGCUAACUAGCUUUUAUUUUAUAAUCACAUUUUAAGUAUAAAACACUUCUGUUGCACAGCAAGCCAAAAUAUGUAUACAUGAAAUCUGGAUAGGGAAGGGAGGAUGCAGGGGGUCAUUUGAACUACUGUAUUUCAUGUCUAAUAUUUAUGCGUAUUUUUUCUAUUCUCUUUUCUUUGGAUCACUUCAGAUGGAGGCAAAUUGUGUACUGUCUUUCUGUGCCUCCCUAUUGAUAAUUAUAAAGUAGUAGCUGUUUUUAACUGCAAGCACAAAAAAGGUGAAGAGAGCUGUGAUGGAGGAAUGACUCAUUCUCAGCAGUAGAGAUAAACAACAGACCAGUCCUCUGCAUGACCUCUUCUGCAUAAAAGUCAGUAUUCAUUGGUGGAACUUCUUGUUUAUCCUUCAACUUGGAAAAUCAUGGAGGUUCUCUUUCUAGAGAGAAGAGAAUAGUAGAGAAUAGUAGAAAAUUUGCAGAAGUUAUAAUUCUGUCAUACUUAUUUAAGGUUAUUGGAAUCCCUCAUGUGUUAAAAAGGGCAUUUAUGCGUGAUGACAGUAACCAUGGCUACACUGUUUUUUAAAUAACCUGUGAGAGCAGAUGUAAUGAAAUGCCAAGGAAUAAAGCACAUAGAAACAGAAUCCCAGAAUGGCUGAAGUUGGAAGGGACCUCUGGAGACCAUCUAGUCCAACCCCCCUGCUCAAGCAGGGUCACCUAGAGCACAUCGCACAGGAUUGUGUCCAGACAGGUUUUGAAUAUCUCCAGAGAAGGAGACUCCACAACCUCUCUGGGUAACAUGUUCCAGUGCUCAGUCACCCUCACAGUAAAGAAGUUUUUCCUCAUAUUCAGAUGGAACUACCUGUGUUUCAGUUUGUGCCUGUUGCUUCUCAUCCUGUCACUGGGCACCGCUGAAAAGAGUCUGGCUCCAUCCUCUCGACAGCUUCCCUUUAGAUAUUUGUGUACAUUGAUAAGAUCCCCUCUCAGUCUUAACCACUAGCUGUUAAGUGUUGUAAAGAAGUUCUUUACUGGGGAGAUUGUAUCACUUAGGACAGGAGUCUUUUGCUUUUACCACUGAACAUUUUGGUCUUUCUCAUGAUACUGGAGUGAAUGAUCAGUUUGCCUGAUACAACAUAUGGAUGAUGUUUCAGCUUGUUUUCUACUUGCAUGCGUGUAUUGAACCAUUCUUUUGUAUAUGAGAAGAAUUUACAGAUACUGAAGUAUAUCUUGUGCUAUGAAAUAUCUAAUUAAAAAGGCUAUGGUACCUUCUAUUUCAA
Molecule: messenger RNA, 2471 nt
Organism: Dromaius novaehollandiae (emu)
Lineage: Eukaryota; Metazoa; Chordata; Aves; Casuariiformes; Dromaiidae
Gene: SRD5A3
Product: steroid 5 alpha-reductase 3
Exons: 5
Coding region: 55-972 (305 amino acids)
Biological process (GO): dolichol-linked oligosaccharide biosynthetic process; polyprenol catabolic process
Cellular component (GO): endoplasmic reticulum
Molecular function (GO): 3-oxo-5-alpha-steroid 4-dehydrogenase activity
Source: RefSeq, a predicted model, not a curated record